CCUGCCAUCCUUUCUCCCCCGAUCUCCGCCUCUGAUUGGCUGAGCCCCCGGCUCCCCGCUCCCCCUCUCCUCCAUCCCCGGUGAAAACUGCGGGCUCCGAGCUGGGUGCAGCAACCAGAGGCGGCGGCGCGUCUGGAGGAGGCUGCGGCAGCGGAAGAACCCCAGUCCAGAUCCCAAGCCCGCACAUCAUCUCAAACAAGAGUCCUCGAAUCAAAAGCCAGAUGCAGACCCCCCUUCCUCCUGGAUCUGGCUCAGGGCAGCAGCUCCACCCCGGGACAGAGAGAGCAUUGAUUGUAGCUGCAGCCGCCGCAGGAUCCUAGCCUCACCCGUCAAGGGGCUGAGCGCCAGAGACCCUGAACUCGGCGAGUGGCGCACCCUGCGCACCCGGGCGCACUCAACCCAGGCAAUGCCUUGCGCGCGCUCGUGGGUGCACGCCCCUUCUGUGGUCUCUCCUGGGCGAGCACUGCUCUGCAGACAGGCUGGGCUACCGGCUCCGCGUCGCCUCGCCAAGGAUCCAGGACUGAGCUCCCAGAACCAUGAACCCAGCCAUCAGCAUCGCUCUCCUGCUAACAGUCUUGCAGGUCUCCCGAGGGCAGAAGGUGACCAGCCUAACGGCCUGCCUAGUGGACCAGAGCCUUCGUCUGGAUUGCCGCCAUGAGAAUACCACCAGCUCACCCAUCCAGUACGAGUUCAGCCUGACCCGUGAGACAAAGAAGCACGUGCUCUUUGGCACUGUGGGGGUGCCUGAGCACACGUACCGCUCCCGAACCAACUUCACCAGCAAAUACAACAUGAAGGUCCUCUACUUAUCCGCCUUCACCAGCAAGGAUGAGGGGACCUACACGUGUGCACUCCACCACUCUGGCCAUUCCCCGCCCAUCUCCUCCCAGAACGUCACUGUGCUCAGAGACAAACUGGUCAAGUGUGAGGGCAUCAGCCUGCUGGCUCAGAAUACCUCGUGGCUGCUUCUGCUCCUGCUCUCCCUCUCCCUUCUCCAGGCCACGGAUUUCAUGUCCCUGUGACUGGUGGGGCCCAUGGAGGAGACAGGAAGCCUCAAAUUCCAGUGCAGAGAUCCUACUUCUCUGAGUCGACUGACCCCCUCCCCACAGUCCCUCACACAUCGAGGAGAAGUGGGGACCCCAUCCCUCAUCAGGAGUCCCAGUGCUGCAUGCAAUUAUCUACCCACAUCCCCGCGGCACCUCACCCUCUCCGCACACCUCUGGCUGUCUUUUUGUACUCUUUGUUCCAAAGCUGCUUCUGUCUGGUUUAUUUAGGGUUUAUCCUUCCUUUUCUUAGAGAGUUCGUGAAGAGGGAAGCCAAGAUUGGGGACCUGAUAGAGAGUGAGAACAUGUGAGGGGUAGUGGGAUGGUGGGGUACCAGCCACUGGAGGGGUCAUCCUUGCCCAUUGGGACCAGAGACCUGGGAGAGACUUGGAUGAGGAGUGGUUGGGCUGUGCCUGAACCUAGCACGGACACGGUCUGUCCUGAGAGCACUCCUCAGCAGGCAUGGCUGGUGCCUGAAGACCCCAGAUGUGAGGGCACCACCAAGAAUUUGUGGCGGAGGGAGAGAACUGAGCAUCUCCAGCAUUCUCAGCCACAACCAAAAAAAAAAAAAAAAGCAGCCCUCCUUACCACUGUGCAUGUUCCCCAAGGGCCUUGGGGCAUGAGCCAGUGAAGAUGCAGGUUUGACCGGGAAAGCAGCACUAGUGGAGGGUUGGAGGAGGAAGUAAAGGAUGAGGGUUCAUCAUCCCUCCCUGCCUAAGGAAGCUAAAAGCAUGGGCCCGCUGCCCCUCCCUGCCUCCACCCACAGUGGAGAGGGCUACAGAGGAGAAGACCCGCUCAGGCUGUCCCAAGCUCCCAAGACCUUCCAGAGCUCUGACCCACAGCCUCCAAGUCAGGUGGGGUGGAGUCCCAGAGCUGCACAGGGUUUGGCCCAAGUUUCUAAGGGAGGUACUUCCUCCCCUCGCCCAUUAGUGCCAGCCUCUGCUGGCUGGUGCCUGAGCCCCUCAGACAGCCCCCUGCCCCGCAGGCCUGCCUUCUCAGGGACCUCUGCGGGGCCCGAGGCAGGCCAUGGAGUGAGACCCAGGAGCUGGACACUUUUCGGGAAAUGGCUUUUCCCAACCCCCAGCCCCCGCCCGGUGGUUCUUCCUGUUCUGUGACUGUGCAUAGUGCCACCACAGCUUAUGGCAUCUCAUUGAGGAAAAAGAAAACUGCACAAUAAAACCAAGCCUCUGGAAUCUGUCCUCGUGUCCACCUGGCCUUCGCUCCUCCAGCAGUGCCUGCCUGCCCCACUUCGCUGGGGUCUCCACAGGUGAGGCUGGGGGAUGCCACCUCUUCCUCUUUCCUGACUUCUCCCCAACCCCUUAGUAGCGACGCUGCUGCAGGGGCUCAUGACUACACACUGGGCUUAUUUUCAGAAUGACCCUAACGAGACACAUUUUCCCAAAUAAACAAACAUCCCAUG
Piliocolobus tephrosceles (Ugandan red Colobus) is the source of this 2463-nucleotide messenger RNA. It is a transcript of the gene THY1, whose product is annotated as Thy-1 cell surface antigen. NCBI's taxonomy places the organism in Eukaryota, Metazoa, Chordata, Mammalia, Primates, Cercopithecidae. Gene Ontology annotation, cellular component: membrane raft; focal adhesion; dendrite. The record is from RefSeq and is a predicted model, not a curated record. Gene Ontology annotation, molecular function: GTPase activator activity; integrin binding. The coding region runs from base 537 to 1022 and encodes 161 amino acids. Gene Ontology annotation, biological process: cell adhesion; regulation of cell migration; integrin-mediated signaling pathway. The transcript has 5 exons.